UUCGUUUUCACUGCCUAUUUCAAUUUGCUUCGAUUCUCUGUUUCUCGUCUCUCUCCAAUCUCUCUCUCUUUGUUUCUCUUUCUAUUUGGCUGUUUUCUAAAGAGUCAAAGGUGGAUUAUCUUGUUCGUUAUGGAGUUUCCAUUUUGAAUAUCAGAAUGAGGGUGGUGAUUUUUCGGACUGGGUAAUCUAGGGUUUUCGCUGCAGCUUCUUCUGAUGAUCUAGUUCAUCACUAACGUCAUCCGAUGAUGUUGUCAAAAAUUGAAGCUGGUAAGAAGACUGGCGAAAGUUCGAGGGAUGGGAAGCUGUUAAAAGAGAUUGAAACUAUAAGCAAGGCUUUGUAUCUGGAUAAAAGAUUUCCGAGAAAUACUGUAUCUUCUGCUAAUUCUCGGUCCAAGUCUGCCGGGAAAUCUCACUUACCUGAACCAAGAUCAAAGCCUGCAGCUAGUAAUGAAGAUCCUUCACGCAAAGAUAAGAAGUCCAUAUGGAAUUGGAGACCGUUAAAGGCCUUUUCCCAUAUCCGCAACCGGAGGUUUGACUGUAGUUUUUCUCUCCAAGUCCAUUUGAUUGAAAAGUUACCUUCAAAUUUUAACGAUGCAAGCCUUUGUGUAUACUGGAAGAGGCGGGAUGGGGUUUUGGUGACCCGUCCAGCCAAGGUGGUUCAAGGCAUGGCUGAAUUUGAAGAGAAACUGACCUACACUUGCUCAGUGUAUGGCAGUAGGAGUGGACCUCACCAUUCAGCUAAAUAUGAAGCUAAGCAUUUUUUACUCUAUGCUUCUAUUCUUAGUGCGCCAGAACGUGAUUUGGGGAAGCAUAGGGUAGACCUCACAAGGUUGCUUCCGCUUACACUGGAAGAACUAGAGGAGGAGAAGAACUCAGGGAAGUGGACUACAAGUUUUAGAUUAUCUGGAGUUGCCCGGGGUGCUGUAAUGAAUGUUAGUUUUGGGUAUGAGGUGGUUGGUAAUAACAAUAACGCUACCAAGGACAACCAUAUUGUUCCUAGUGCAUUGACUUCAAGGCGAGUUGGAAGUAUGCCAAGUAUCCCCAAGCAGUAUUCUCCUCGAACUGUAGAUGAGGUAAAGGAUCUUCAUGAGGUUUUGCCCACAUCUAAGUCGGCACUGGCCAGCUCAAUAGACUUCCUAUAUCAGAAGUUUGAUGAAGAAAAGACAAACAGUCCAGUGCAUGAAAAACCUGAACAGGAUUUGUGCUCUGAGAAUCUUGAGCAAAUCAAACCAAAUGUCGAUCAGUUGACUGAUUCUGGGAAAGAAAAAUCUGAGGAGUGUGUUGGUGAUGAGGAAAAAUGCAGCCCAGUUCUUGGCAAUCCUGAAAUUAAUGUCUUUCAAGAAAAUGUGGAGCCAGUCCAAUCUGAUGAUGUUAAUGAAAACCUUGAAGAGUGUCAAGGUAGAUUUUCUGUUGUUGAUCAGGGUGUAGAAUCGUCAUCAAAUGAACCUGAUAACCUAGAGGCAUCCACCACAAAGGUUCAUGAUUCUGAUGUUGAUAUCCAUGAUACUGAUAGUAUCCAGUUAUCUUCUGAAUAUGCUACCAAAAGUGACUCCUUGGGUGAGGAAAAUGAUGAUUCUAAGGAGAAGGAUGCAUCAAACAAAUUCACUUUUGAAGAUGAUGACUUUAUCACUAAAGAGCUGCUCAUGCAGGAAUUAGAAUCAGCUUUAAGCAGCAUCUCAGAUUUGGAGACAGCUGCACUGGAAUCUCCCAAAGAUGAGAAAUAUGCUGAAGCCAAAUCUGAAUAUAAAAUGAGAAAAUCACAUAGCUUGGAUGAUGUUACAGAAUCAGUUGCCAGUGAAUUUUUAAGCCUGAUAGGUGCUGACCAUAGCCCAUUUGGUUUGAGUUCUGAAAGUGAAGCUGAGUCCCCAAGGGAGCGCCUUUUAAGGCAAUUUGAGAAGGAGGCUCUGGCUGAGGGUUUUUCUUUAUUUGAUUUUGAAAUGGGUGAUGAUGAAGUUGAAAUUGACCAUAAUGGUCCUGUUGGAUCCGAGCAGUGGGACUUCUCUGAGGGCCCCAGAUCUUCAUCACUGUUACAAGAUCUGCUGCAGGAGGUUCAUCCAGCUGAGUCUCAAGAAGUGAGGAGCAAACAGAGGGCUCAGAUGGUAGAAGACUUGGAAACAGAAGCCUUGAUGCGUGAGUGGGGUUUGAAUGAGGAUGCUUUUAAGCAUUCUCCACCAAAAGACUCUGCUGGUUUUGGAAGUCCUAUCCACUCAUCACCUGAAGAGCCUAUUACUUUGCCUCCUCUUGCAGAGGGGCUAGGUCCUUUUCUUCAGACAAAAGAUGGGGGAUUUUUACGAACUAUGGAUCCCUCACUUUUUAGGAAUGCUAAAAGUGGUGGAAGCUUGAUUAUGCAAGUUUCCAAUCCUGUCGUGGUACCCGCAGAGAUGGGUUCUGGUGUGAUGGAGAUUUUGCAGCGUUUGGCUUCAUUGGGAAUUGAAAAGCUUUCAGUGCAGGCAAAUAAGUUAAUGCCUCUGGAGGAUAUCACAGGGAAGACAAUGCAGCAAGUGGCAUGGGAAGCUAUGCCUCUCUUAGAGGGAACAGAGAGGCAAUGUCUGUCACAGCAUGAUUUGGUGGCGGGGCAAGAUACUAGUUCUGUGCAAAGGGGCUUGAAAGGAACAUCAUCAGGACCAAAGGCUACAAAGGCUAGUACAAGUUCAUUAGGCAAUCAAACAAGCUCGGAAUUUGCUUCAUUGGAAGAUCUUGCUCCAUUGGCUAUGGAUAAAAUUGAAGCACUUUCGAUGGAGGGUUUGAGAAUCCAGUCUGGGAUGUCUGAUCAGGACGCACCAUCAAACAUCAUUGCACAAUCCAUUGGGGAUGUUUCAGCUCUCCAGGGCAAGGGGGCUGAUAUUAGUGGGUCUCUUGGCCUGGAUGGAGCUGCAGGUUUGCAGUUGUUGGAUCUAAAAGACAGCAGUGAUGGUGUUGAAUCUGUUGAUGGGAUAAUGGGCCUAUCAUUAACUCUGGAUGAAUGGAUGAGGUUGGAUUCUGGUGAGAUCGAUGAUAUAGAGAAUAUCAGUGAUCAUACUUCUAAACUUCUUGCUGCCCAUCAUGCCAACUCUUUCGACUUCGUUCGUGGGACCUCUAAGGGAGAGAAGAAAAGAGGCAAAGGCCAUGGCAGAAAGUGUGGUCUGUUGGGAAAUAAUUUUACAGUAGCUUUGAUGGUGCAACUGCGUGAUCCUCUGAGAGACUAUGAGCCUGUUGGAACACCAAUGCUUGCUCUGAUACAAGUUGAGAGGGUGUUUGUCCCACCAAAGCCAAGAAUUUACUGCAAUGUGUCGGAGAUAAGGAACAAUAACGAUGAAGAUGAUGAGCGUGAAACUAGUGCCAAGUCGGAGUCAAAGGAUGACAAGAAAGAAGAGAGAACCUCUGAAGAGGAGGUCAUUCCUCAGUUCAAAAUAACUGAAGUCCACGUUGCUGGUCUGGCAACCGAGCCUGAACCCCGCAAAAAGAAGCUAUGGGGAACUUCAACCAAUGAAAAGUCUGGCUCCCGUUGGUUACUUGCAAAUGGAAUGGGGAAGAGCAAUAAGCAUCCAAUAAUGAAGUCAAAAAUUACUUCUAAAUCUAGUACUUUAGCUACAACAAAGGUGCAACCUGGUGAUACAUUGUGGAGCAUAUCAUCUCGUAUUUAUGGUUCUGGAGCAAAAUGGAAGGAACUGGCAGCUCUAAAUCCGCAUAUCAGAAACCCCAAUGUCAUUAUAUCAGAUACAACCAUUAGAUUGAAGUGAAUGUAAGUUAGAGGAAUGUCAUUUCAGAUUUUUCUUUGUUAGGUCUUAUCCUUCUUGUCAGAUCACGAAUAAAGCAACCUUCCCUUGAAAAAUUACAAGUACUGAAUGACAUAUGGGGAAUGUGAAUAGAAGUAAAUCAGCAUUAGGCUUGUUUUUGUUUUUUCAAUUUAUAGAGUUGUUUGUAAGAUUCCAUUGCUGUAUUUAUGUCCUCUGGAAGGAGUGUGUGUAAAUCACAUUUGGAUAAAUUAUAUUGCUGUGAAAAGAAA
Prosopis cineraria is the source of this 3985-nucleotide messenger RNA. RefSeq names its product protein PLASTID MOVEMENT IMPAIRED 1-RELATED 1. The record is from RefSeq and is a predicted model, not a curated record. Lineage: Eukaryota; Viridiplantae; Streptophyta; Magnoliopsida; Fabales; Fabaceae. The coding region runs from base 243 to 3719 and encodes 1158 amino acids. The transcript has 3 exons.